Mugil cephalus (flathead mullet) is the source of this 4480-nucleotide messenger RNA. It is a transcript of the gene fam20cb, whose product is annotated as FAM20C golgi associated secretory pathway kinase b. The coding region runs from base 1076 to 2755 and encodes 559 amino acids. Gene Ontology annotation, biological process: protein phosphorylation. The transcript is spliced from 11 exons. The record is from RefSeq and is a predicted model, not a curated record. Gene Ontology annotation, cellular component: Golgi apparatus. Gene Ontology annotation, molecular function: protein serine/threonine kinase activity. Lineage: Eukaryota; Metazoa; Chordata; Actinopteri; Mugiliformes; Mugilidae.
UGCCGGCUGCGUGUGUGAACCAGGCCGAACACUGGUUUGUAGAAAGACGCCCUCUUCUUGCGCGGGCGGGAUGUGCAAGGAGGGGGUUUAUUCCAAGAGGAAUACAGACGAGCAGUUAUAUGCUUCACAUGGUCGCAGUGCCCCCCCUCUCCCACUCUCUCGCUCUCUUCCUCUCUCGCGCUCCUCAGCCAAUCUGCGCGCGAUGACGCCGCGCAAAGGCAGGAUCUAGUCUUGGCUUCAUCAUCAUAUUUAACACACCCACCCAGAUUCACACAUGCUACAAGAGGUGCGUUCUCCUAUCCCGCCGCACUCCCGGAGGUUGCCCGGCCCGCCAGGGGGAUUUCUGCCUCUUUGCAACCUGUGCACAUUUCUCCGCCGGCUCGCCUGUAUGUAAUAAUCGGGACUCGAUGUGGCCGAAUUACGCAUCCUGGGUCGCCGGGGUGAAUGAGAGCACGCACUGCUUUCCGGGGACUUUCCCGAGAAACACUUGAAUGUGAAGAGCUGCACUUCUCGUAUUUCCAGAUUUUCUCUCUCUCUCGUCCUCGCUCUCUCUUUCUCUCUCUCGGCGUCCCAGCUUCUCUUCCCCUACACUGGAACGGGGCUGGACGGCGAGACCGAUGCGCGCAGUUGGAUCUCUUGGGCACGCUCGUUUGACGGAUCAUUUUCGCCGCGUAUCACAGCUGCCUUAGUGUCCUCCCCCACUUUUCUGCCAGUCGGUGUCAGUUCGGGAAAGGGGGUAGACGUCCAGCGCGAAGAGGAUGAGGCUUGGGCAGAUCGACCGCUGGUCUGAGCCGACUCGACCUGUUUUACCUGGACUCCUGCGGAUGAUUUUGCGCUUCUGAAACCUCGCCCAGCAACACCCGCGACUCCAGCAGGACUCUGAUGUUGAAAAUACAAAGGUUGAACGCUGAAUCCUUUACUCAAGACGGCAAGUGAAGAUGGGUCGUACGUGUUUAAUGUGUAUUUCAUUAGAUUGGCGUCCAGUCUGAUAAACAUCAUCAGCGAUGUAGUCAGCCUGUUCAUCUGCGUGCUGAUCAUUUGCAGUAAAUACUCACAUCUGCUCAAAAGGGAGACCAUGAAGAUGAUACUCCUUCGCAAAUUCCGGUUUUUGAUCCUCAUGGUGUUCCUCAUCGCGUGCUCCAUGCACAUAAUGAUAGACUUGUUACCGAAGCUGGAGCGGCACGGCAACAGCGGCUGCUCCUGCUCGCACACGCCGAGCGAGGAGCCCCAGAGCUGGGGGAAGCAGGGCUGGCCUAACAAGCACACUCUGCGGAUCCUUCAGGACUUCAGCAACGAGCCCAGCUCGAACGUUUCCUCCCACUCCCUGGAAAGGAUCCCGGUGACGGGCGACAAAACGCAGGCUUUCAAGAGGCUCCAGGAGCAUCAGGGGCUGCGCGGUGACAGGAAGAGGCAGUUCAUGCAGGACCCCACGGUGACCAAGAACAUGCCCGUCAAGGGUUCAAGGUUGUCUGCUCUCUACGACCACCCCUUAUAUAAAAGACCCCUGCCACCCCUGACGGAUGAGGACACUUUGUUCAACGUCAACACGGACAUCAGAUUUGACCCCAAGGCGGCAGAGGAUCAGUCAUGGGCAGGGGAAGGCAACGUAGACGAGUUCGGCCCCACAGGGGGGCUGACGGCCGACUCAUACCCCAACUGGCUGCGCUUCCACAUUGGGAUUAAUCGAUACGAGCUGUACUCCAGACACAACCCUGUCAUCGAUGCUCUCUUGAAGGACCUGGUUACCCAGAGGAUCACCAGCGUUGCGAUGAAGUCCGGAGGCACGCAGCUAAAGCUCAUCAUGACCUUCCAGAACUACGGCCAGGCAUUGUUCAAACCUAUGAAGCAGACCCGGGAGCAGGAAACCCCCCCGGACUUCUUCUAUUUCUCUGACUUCGAAAGACACAACGCCGAGAUCGCCGCCUUUCAUCUGGACAAGAUCCUGGACUUCCGCCGUGUGCCCCCCGUGGCCGGCAGGCUGGUCAACAUGACGAAGGAGAUCCGGGAUGUUACGCGAGAUAAAAAGCUCUGGAGGACCUUCUUCAUUUCACCAGCCAACAACGUGUGCUUCUACGGGGAGUGCUCCUACUACUGCUCCACUGAGCACGCUCUGUGCGGGAAGCCGGACCAGAUUGAAGGGUCUCUGGCAGCCUUCCUGCCAGACCUGGCUCUGGCCAAACGCAAGACCUGGAGGAACCCGUGGAGACGCUCCUACCACAAGCGCAAGAAGGCAGAGUGGGAGGUGGACCCAGACUACUGCGAGGAAGUCAAACAGACUCCACCUUAUGACAGCGGCACACGACUGCUGGACAUCAUGGACAUGACUAUCUUUGACUUCCUCAUGGGAAACAUGGAUCGCCACCAUUAUGAGACGUUCGAAAAGUUCGGAAAUGAGACUUUCAUCAUCCAUUUGGACAAUGGUAGAGGCUUUGGAAAACACUCCCACGAUGAGCUGUCCAUCCUGGUGCCAUUGACCCAGUGCUGCAGGGUGAGGAAGUCCACUCACUUGCGUCUGCAAAUGCUCGCUAAGGAAGAAUACAAGCUGUCCACGCUCAUGGCAGAGUCCCUGGUGAGGGACCGUCUCACUCCUAUCCUCAUCCAGCCACAUCUGGACGCCAUGGACCGGCGACUGCGCCAGGUGCUAAACGUGCUGUCAGAAUGCAUCGAAAAAGAGGGUUACAGCUAUGUGGUGGAGGACGACCUCCAGGGAGACCAAGGGACAGACCACGCUCACAGCGGCCCAAGACGGAGGUAGCUGCCCCGGGGUGUUGGUGGCAAGAUUGGGCUGACUCCCUAGACUGGACUGAGUUAAUCCGGUCUUUCUCUCAAACUGUACUAGCAUCCCGCAACGCAGAUGAGCCCCAUCUGUGCUGGAUUUCUCAGAGGGCUUGAUUUUUCGCUGAACUUGCAGGGGAGCCCACCUGCCUGAGGUAAAAUAUAAAGCCGCGUGGAAGUGGAAGCCUGCUGGAUGGGACUGGACUUUAACAAAGAGCGCAGUGGCUUUAGCCGCACCGAUGCUUGUGGCGCAGGCGAUGUCGAAGACUUCUGGAUGGAUCUGCGGCUGCUGGACAGAAGUGAACCACCGCACAUCACCUAGACUCCUUAAAGUAUCCAACCCUGACUGUAGUGUAGGAUAGUAUCACCACAGCUGACCCAAACGCCCACCGACCCACUGCAGCAACCAAACCAUUGAAGUCUUGCAAAAGGCGCCUUCUCUCUGUCUGGUUCGGGACCCUUUUCUUUUGAAUUCAGUGAAUUCUGAUGGGCUUGUAAAGAAUCUCCCCGUCUUCACAAAUGUGUGUUUCUACUAACUGUUGGUAUUGCAAGUGUUUUGGCUGAACAUUCCCAGAGAAGUAGGAGGAGGAGGAGGUGAAUGUCCUGUUGUCUUCAUUAUCAAAAUGAUGUUUUAUUGAUUUGCUGCAAAAAUGUUUUUAUUGCAUUGUGUCUCUUUUUUUUAAAGAAAAUUGAUUUCUGCUGAGGUUUUUCAGCACCUUAUAGUUGCUAUUCCACAUCAAAAAUAUUUGAUUGGAGUGCAGGUUUACUCCUGGAUUUGUCCAUUAAUUUUGCCCAUAAAUGUUAAAUGUCCUUGAGAGAGUAUUUAUUAAAAUUCAUAUUUAUUGUUUGAAAUGAAUACUAAUCAGUACCACAACAACACAUUACUUGCUGUCGAAAGUGUGCAAUUGAAUUUACAUCACAGAGGUGUACUUCCGCGUUUGUCCAAAAGAGGGCAAACUGAGCACGUGCAAGAGUGGCUGCCAGCUCAAUGCCGCUCAUUAAAGUCAACCCUCUCCAUAUUUUAGCCCAUUACAAAUCAGAUCGGCUUUAAAAUUGGUUUACAGCCACCAUGAUCUUCAUCUUUGCAACUGCUGUUUUUGUUUGCUUCCAAGGCAACAGAUAUGAGGUUAGAUUUACGGUACCAAAAGCCAAAUGUGACACUAAUAGUUUUAUAUUAUUGUUUCUUUGUAAUAUAUUUGAUGUCCAGAUGUUGCUGUUGUGGAGAGAUUAUUUUUCAGGAUGUAUAUUUCAUUCAUCGCCAACAGCUGAUAGCUUAACUGUUGGUGUCAAUGAUUCAGUCACUGGCUGAAAGUUAAUAUAUACAGUAGGAAAAUCUAGUGCCUGUGCAAUGAUAGAAAUACUUGAAUGUCUGGUUUCAUAGCGGAAAGGUUUAAGCUCCUCCCGGGUACAAGCUAUAGGUAAGAUUCGGUGGUCUCCAUAUGUGUACGUGCUGACUCCAUCUGUUCCAUAAGGUUGUUAUUCUACAGUCUGAGUUCCCAUUGUCCUGUGUCAGGGCAGCACAGUGUGUAUGGAUGUAUGGGUGGAUCCAUGGAGGACCUUAGAUGGUGUUCUUGAAGUGAAAACGCUUCUUCUUUUCUUUCUUUUUUCUUUUUUUUUUUUUAAAUUGAACUCAUUGUUUCUGUGGAUUUUAUUUUUUAAUUUCAUUGCAUCAUGGUAAAAGUGCAAUAAAACAAAAUAAGCAGAA